This is a messenger RNA of Rotaria socialis, 402 nucleotides long. Lineage: Eukaryota; Metazoa; Rotifera; Eurotatoria; Philodinida; Philodinidae. The record is from the annotation of a GenBank genome assembly.
AUGGAUACUUUUCUUUCUCCACCAACUGAUCAUAAUCAUGCACCCAACCCUGAACGUAUUCCAGUAAUUGAACUACACAACGAGAUCAAAGUCAGAGCGGUUACAUCUGAAGAAUCAACAAGUAUCAUCCUCCAUUCAUCCUUACGAAUGUUUCCACUGAGCGCUACAAGCGAACUUCCUCGUACUGAAAUGCUCAAGCAAACGAUUCGAAGACAACGCCAGACACCAGCAACAACAUCAACUGAUGAUUUGACCGAUGAUUUAAGAAAAACUUAUCGUGGCGAAGAUUUUCUCCUGCACGAAGAGAAGGAUAUGAUUAUUUUCACCACGAAAAGUAAUUUAUCAGCACUGAAGCAAUCAAAACAUUGGUUCGCUGAUGGAACGUUUAAAGUAUGGGACUAA